AUGUUUAACAUUGGAUCGCUUGUUCUUUUCCUUGUUGCAUCUUUAGCUUGUUUGUCUUUUUCUACCGCAGAUAAUGUCACAUAUGACUCAAAUGCCUUAAUUAUUAAUGGCGAACGACGCAUUAUCUUCUCAGGUUCCAUCCAUUAUCCACGUAGUACCGAUGCAAUGUGGCCUGAUCUUAUUCAAAAAGCUAAAGAUGGUGGACUUGAUGCAAUAGAGACGUACAUUUUUUGGGAUCGUCACGAGCCCCAACGACGAAAAUAUGACUUCUCUGGAAAUCUAGAUUUUAUCAAGUUCUUUCAACUUAUUCAAGAUGCGGGACUUUAUGUCGUGAUGAGGAUUGGUCCUUACGUGUGUGCUGAGUGGAACUAUGGAGGUUUUCCAGUGUGGCUGCACAAUAUGCCGGGAAUCCAAUUACGAACCGACAAUCAAGUCUACAAGAAUGAAAUGCAAACAUUCACGACAAAGAUAGUGAAUAUGUGUAAAGCGGCUAACCUAUUUGCAUCGCAAGGAGGACCGAUAAUUAUAGCUCAAAUUGAGAAUGAGUAUGGAAACGUGAUGACACCGUAUGGAGAUGCAGGAAAAGCAUAUAUCAAUUGGUGCGCUCAAAUGGCUGAAUCUCUCAAUAUUGGUGUUCCAUGGAUAUACUUGUGGUACAUGACAAAUGUUGAAACCGAUCAAACUUCGUCUCUUUAUAAUAUAACUCUUCACGUGAAUACAAAGGGUCAUGUGCUUCAUGCCUUUGUGAAUAAAAGGUAUGUUGGGUCGGAAUGGGCGACCAACGGUCAGAGCUUUGUACUUGAGAAACCCAUCUCCUUAAAAUCUGGAACCAACACGAUAACCCUUUUGAGUGCCACCGUUGGACUAAAAAAUUACGAUGCAUUUUAUGACACGGUGCCAACGGGAAUUGAUGGAGGUCCUGUUUAUCUAAUUGGAAGUGGAAAUGCGACGACUGAUUUGUCGUCAAAUCUAUGGUCUUACAAGGUUGGAUUAAAUGGAGAAAUAAAGCAACUUUACAACCCGGCGUUCUCAUGGAGAGGAAAAUGGAGGACAUUUGAUGAAGGUUGUGUUGGAAGACGAAUGACAUGGUACAAAACGAGCUUUAAAACCCCACCAGGAGUUGACCCAGUAGUAUUGGAUCUGCAAGGAAUGGGAAAAGGUCAGGGUUGGGUAAACGGACAAAGCAUAGGUCGAUUUUGGCCUUCUUUCAUUGCUGGCAACGAUAGUUGUAGUGAAACUUGCGACUACAGAGGUGCAUAUAACCCUAGCAAAUGUCUUCAAAAUUGUGGGAGUCCUUCCCAACGAUGGUAUCACAUUCCAAGAUCGUUUCUAUCGGGUGACACAAAUAGCUUGAUUUUAUUUGAAGAAAUUGGGGGAAACCCUGAACAAGUCUCGGUUCAAACCGUGAGUAUUCAAACUAUAUGUGGAGAUGCUGAGGAAGGGAGCACCUUGGAGUUGUCUUGUGAAGGAGGGCAUAUUAUAUCCGAAAUACAAUUUGCUAGCUAUGGAAAUCCGGGAGGAAAGUGCGGGUCAUUUACGCAAGGCUUAUGGAAUGUUUCGAACACCAUUGUUUUAGUCGAAGCGGCUUGCAUUGGUAUGGAAAGUUGUUCCAUUCAUGUUUCUGCAAAGUCCUUUGGAAUUGGCGAUGCUACCAAUUUAUCUGCAAGAUUGGCGGUUCAAGCAUUAUGCUCAAACAACUGAAAAACCCUAAUCUAUAAUAUGCAAAAACUCUUAAUUACCCCUAAUACUCCCAUGUAUUCCAUGCUACAAUGCUAAAUCUCCACCCUCCAUCUUCCCACAACUUCUAUACGUCCAGCUUCAUGGACCCAUUAUUCAUAUCAAUAAAGUUACAACUUUACU
Molecule: messenger RNA, 1860 nt
Organism: Cucurbita pepo subsp. pepo (vegetable marrow)
Lineage: Eukaryota; Viridiplantae; Streptophyta; Magnoliopsida; Cucurbitales; Cucurbitaceae
Source: RefSeq, a predicted model, not a curated record